CGUGAUUGCGCUUCUAGAGCUUUUUCAGUAUAUCCCGCUCUUGCUCUUCUUCCCCCCAAAUUCGAAUUGAUUUCUCAACUCACCUUCUCUCUCACACAUAACACGCACAGAACCGGCCUUAUGCCGAAGGAGGAGGCGGCGUCCGGCUCGAUCGACCCACUGAGCGGUCUCAGUGGACUCUCACUCUUUCCGCGCACGAUUAUGGCCUCUGCGGAAGCUCCGCUGCCCUCCGAUUCCAUGGACCUAGGUUUCAUCCACAAUUUCAUGAAGUCUCUGAAAGAGUUAAGGAGUCCUGAAAAGCUCAUGAGUGAGGCGAAGAGAAUUGUUGAUGGUGGAGCAGAUCUUCUAUCUAAUCUUUCCAGUUACGCUGGUGUGGGUGUCACUAAUGACAAUGCUGCAAAACCUAAAGACAAGCCACAAGAACGGAGGCCGGGUCUUGGGCUUGCCCGUAAGAAGGCUUCAUUUUCUCUGAAACCAAGUAUUAGUCACCCUCCAGUCAAUUUGGAGCCAGUUUUAGACAUGGAUUCACUCCAAGAUCCAGAUGCCUUUUUCGAUGCUUAUGAGAGGACUGAAAAUGCCAAAAAAGAGAUGCAAAAACAACUAGGUGUUAGUGUGGAAAAUAUAGGCCUUUAUAAACCAUCAAAUAACGAAUGCCGUCGUCGUCGACCAGGAAUUUUAGGGAAGUCAUAUAAUUACAAGCACCGCUACUCGUCAACGCCUUCAGAAAAUGAUGACAUGUGGAUGUCCUCCCAAGAGACAGUGUCUCAGGACAUUCCAAGUACACCUAAAGAUGUGUUGCAGGAAAAGUUAAUUGAUCCUGAUCCCGAUCCCAAUCUUAGUGACGUCGAAGAAGUUGAAUUGGCUGAAUCCAUGAAGAAAACAGAGGGUGGAAACAAUGCUAUGUUGGAGGAACUGUUAUCCUGUAAUGAUGAUGAUUUAGAAGGUGAGGGAGCUUUGAAUAUCUUGCAGGAUCGAUUGAAGAUCAAAACUCUUGAUAUGGAGAAGCUGUGCUUCUUGACUGAACUGACUGAUGUUGGAAGGGCUAGUGUUUUAACUUCACCAGGAAGUCUUCAAAAGCCUCGCAGGAGUUCAGUGGUUCUAGACAGUGUGCUCAAAAAUUUGAAUAAGAAACCUCGCAUGGAACAAGAACAAUUGGAUAAUCCAGCUAAUCAUCUAUCUUCACCAACUCCUCCUAGAAAUCCGUUUGGAUCCAUAUCUUUAUUAAAAAAGAAGAUUUUGCAGCCCAACCCUCUCACAGACCCAUUUUCACCACAAGAAAUUGAUCUGUGUCCGCACCCAAAUUCUUCUCCCACUAAUCCCAAGGAUGAGCUACUUGGACAGGUUGAUUUCCGGAAGGAUUUAGGUCAUGAGCUGGAAUCACAUGUAAAGUUUGGUCGUACUGAAUCUGCAAUAUCUGAUAUGGAUUCUCAACAAGUACUGGAAAAUGUUGGUAGUCUGCCAGAACAUUCUCUGAGUGAAAAUGCAAGCAUGCAAAGAGAGAGUGGCAGUACUAAGGAACAUGCAUCUCCUGGACAGCUCAGGGAUAAGCGAGUUGGACAGGCUGAUGUGCCUAAGGAGUUGGGCAUGUUUAAUGAGAUGGAAUCAAAUGAAGAGCUUAAUAGCACAAAUUUAACAUUUUGUAAUUUGGAUAAACAUCAAGUAAAUGAAAAUGCUGAUGGUCUUGCUGAGCAGUUUGGAGAUGAGAACGCAAGCAUAACAAGCAUGGAUGCCAACAGUAUGCAAAAUGAAGAACCAGAUAACAGCAGUGGAGAAGCUAUGAAUACUAAUCACAAUGAAUCAAACCCUUCUGUAGAUGAUAAGGAAGGCAAGGGUGAUGCAUCAACCAGACAACAAACUAAUCCAGAACAACACGAGGUGCAUGCUGCCAAGCCAAAGAGAGGAAAAAGAAAAGCUGGUGAUAAACGAAUCACAGAUGCACACCCCAUGAGGAAAAGUAUUGCAGAUGCUGGUACAUCAUUUGAUGAUGAGGAAGGCAGGGGUGAUGCGUCAACCAUACAACAAAUUAAUCCAGAACAACACGAGGUGCAUGCUGCCAAGCCGAAGGGAGGAAAAAGAGUAGCAGGUGAUAAACAUAUCAGAGAUGCACACCCCAUGAGGAAAAGUAUUGCAGACGGUGGUACAUCAUUUGAAACUGGAGUGAGAAGAAGCAAAAGAGUUAGGACGAGACCACUGGAAUACUGGAAAGGAGAGAGAUUCUUAUAUGAACGAGUUGAAGACAGCUUGAAGUUGAUUGGGCUAAAAUACAUCUCUCCGGGAAAGGGUAACGAGAACCUGAAAGUGAAGCCAUUUAUCUUAUCGGAGAAGGUUGAAUACAAGGAACUUCUUGAUCUGGCAGCUCGCCAUUGAGUGGGGCUAACAUUUGAACCUGUACAUCUUUAGUUGUAUGAGAGGAUUUGAUUGGAGAUCUCUAGCAAUCUUUUAUUGA
Molecule: messenger RNA, 2446 nt
Organism: Salvia hispanica
Lineage: Eukaryota; Viridiplantae; Streptophyta; Magnoliopsida; Lamiales; Lamiaceae
Product: centromere protein C-like
Biological process (GO): kinetochore assembly; attachment of mitotic spindle microtubules to kinetochore; spindle attachment to meiosis I kinetochore
Cellular component (GO): kinetochore
Molecular function (GO): centromeric DNA binding
Source: RefSeq, a predicted model, not a curated record